AUGCGAACUCCAGGAGGGCAUCCGGCUGCGACACCUCACUUCCGCCUCCCGGAAGUUUCUGGGCCGCCCGCCUUUCCUCCCAGGCUGCUCCGCGCCGGCCGCGCCUCGCGAUUGGCUGAGCCGCCCUGGCGGCGGCGGUUGCCCAGGCAUGGAGAAGCAGCCGCGCAGCCCGAGUCUUCCGUGGCUUCCGCUGGAGUUAGAGCCCUGGUUCUCAAAUUCGAGUACAUGCAGAAGUCACCCAGGGAGCUUGUUGAAAAGGCAGAUUUCUGGACACCUGCCCCGGUGCUCAGCCCCCAUUUCCUCAGCUCUGCAGCGGGGUAUGUAGGGCACUGCAGGCCUGGUGGGCUGGGGCGCGGGGUGCGGGGAGAAGCAGGCUCCUUCCCAGUGGGGUUCACGUGCUGUACCCUGCAGAAGGAGCUCCUGGCUGCCUUUGACUGUGGGGACCAGAAGGCGUUCUUCCGCCUGUGGGAGGAGUGCAUCCCGCGAGCCAUCCGGGAUGGGGACCCCGGGGCACAGAAGCUGGAGUUCUACCUGCACAUCCACUUUGCCGUCUACCUGCUCAAGUACCACACUGGCACGCAGGACAAGCGGGAGCUGGACAAGCGGAUUUCGUAUUUCAAAUCCUUCCUGGAGACCAGGGGCGCGGCCCUGAGCCAGACCACGGAGUUCCUGCCCUUCUAUGCCCUCCCCUUCGUGCCCAACCCCCUGGCGCACCCCUCCUUUCAGGAGCUCUUCCAGGAUUCCUGGACUCCAGAGUUAAAGUUAAAGCUGGAGAAAUUUCUAGAGUUAAUUUUUAAAGCCAGUAACACACCCAAGCUUUUAACAAUCUAUAAGGAGAACGGACAGCACAACAAAGAGACACUGCAGCAGCUGCACCAGCAGCUGGUCGAGGCCGAGCGCAGGUCCAUGACGUACUUGAAGCGGUACAAUAAGAUCCAGGCCGACUACCACAACCUCAUUGGGGUCACGGCUGAGCUGGUGGAUUCUCUGGAGGCAACAGUGAGCGGCAAGAUGAUCACACCCGAGUACCUGCAGAGCGUCUGUGUCCGCCUCUUCAGCAACCAGAUGCGACAGAGCCUGGCAAACAGCGUGGACUUCACCAGGCCCGGGACGGCCUCAACCAUGCUGCGCGCCUCCCUGGCCCCAGGGAAACUGCAGGAUGUCCCCCUGCUGCCCUCCCUGGACUACGAGAAACUGAAGAAGGAUUUGAUUUGGGGGAGCUACCGUCUGAAAGCCUUCUUGCUGCAGGCUCUGCGCUGGCGCCUCACCACGUCGCGCCCUGGAGAGCAGCGAGAGACGGUGCUGCAGGCCUACAUCAGCAAUGACCUCCUGGACUGCCGCAGCCACAGCCAGAGGAGCGUGCUGCAGCUGCUGCACUCCAAGAGUGAGGUGGUCCGGCAGUACAUGGCCCGGCUCGUCAAUGCCAUGGCUUCUCUAGCUGAAGGUCGCCUGUACCUGGCCCAGAAUAUGCAAGUGCUGAGGCUGCUGGAGAGCAGGCUGAAGGAGGAAGACAAGGACGUGGUCACCCGUGAGAACGUGCUCGGGGCCCUGCAAAAGUUCAGCCUCAGGCGCCCGCUGCAGACAGUGAUGAUCCGGGACGGCCUCGUCUUCUGGCUGAUCGACAUGCUGCGGGAGCCCGACGCCCUGUCCGACUACACCCUGGAGUACGCAGUGGCCCUGCUCAUGAACCUGUGCCUCCGCAGCGCAGGGAAGAACGAGUGUGCCACAGUGGCCGGCCUGGUGCUCAAAGUGCUCUCGGAUCUCCUGGGCCACGAGAACCAUGAGAUACAGCCGUAUGUGAAUGGAGCACUGUACAGCAUCCUGUCCAUUCCAUCCAUUCGGGAAGAGGCUAGAGCGAUGGGCAUGGAGGACAUGCUGCGCUGCUUCAUCAGAGAGGGCAACGCCGAGAUGACCCGCCAGGUGGAGUUCAUCCUCCAGCAGCUGAACUCCGAAGAGCUGCCUGACAGCGGUCUUGAGUCUGACGAUGAGGAGGAGGAGGAGGGUGAUGAGCAGGAGGACCAGGACACCAUGGAAGCAGACCUGGACAAGGACGAGCUGAUUCAGCCACAGCUUGGGGAGCUCUCGGGCGAGAAGCUGCUGACCGCGGAGUACCUGGGGAUCAUGACCAACACGGGGAAGACGCGGCGGAGGGGCCAGGCCAGCAUGCAGCGGAGUGGGGAUGGGCCCCUGCGCAGGCCUGUCACCCCCAGUGGCCACAGGACCGGGUGCCCAGUGCUUGAAGACCAUCUCGCCUCUCCCCAGAAUGCCCAACAGGCCAGACACGGGUCCCCACGGUCCCUGCGGGCCAGCUACUCAGAGCCCACACCCGGGGUCCAUGAGCACCCCCCGCCCUCGCCAUCUGCGGACACCACAGCAGAACCACAGGAAGAGCCAUGGCAGACAGCCAGCUGGUCAAAGGAGCCACCUCAGAACCCAGGCAGCGGAGAGACCACCAGGGAAUUUCCCUCAGCCUUCGCCUGCCAUCCCCGGAUGCCCCGCACUCCAGAGACCAUGGAGUCGCUGCCCAAGGUGAAAGCAUCGGCACUGGCCCCCCAGUUCUCCUCCUGUGGCCCCCAGCAGGCCAGCCGCACCAGCUCCACCGCACCCUCCACCAGGACCUUACAGGGCGACCAGUCCUGCCGGAAGUGAGAGCAGCUGCCUUCCUGGGUGUCACUGUCACACUGCUCAAGGACCUGCCAGAAGCUGCAGGUGACAGAUGUGAAGAGACAGUUGCUUAUGAGACAGUGCGGGGCCCUCCAGCCACCCAGGGGCAAGCUGUUGGCCCCACCCUGGGAGGUGCUUGCAGGGGGCACCCCAUCAAGGAGAAAGGCAGGACAGCAGGCUGUGGGCUCCUGGUCCUCCGCCUUCCCAGGUACCCAGCUGAGCAGACAGCCUCUUCCAAGGCAGACGAGAGUGGCCUCAUGGGAGCCAGGUGUCCUCAUAGCCCUUCCAGCUCCACAGUGUAACCCGCCAGGCAGCCACAGGCCCCCCGCUGCUGGGGACGGGGACACAGAGGCAGGGAGCCUUAUUCCAGCCACACACCUCUGAGCCACACUGUAUUUUCCUGCUGAAAAUGGUGUGUUCCUGUGUGCUCACAGCAACCCUGUACCCUGCACAUUUUUAAAGGCUUUAGGAAAGUUUCCCAGUUUAAUUAAUGCUGUUUUCCACACCUCAUUAAGACCACAAACAAGGGCCGGCAAGCUAGCUCAGUGGACUAAAGCACCUGCUUCAGCAAGCUCAGGGACUACAGUUCGAUCCUCAGCACCCCAAG
Molecule: messenger RNA, 3271 nt
Organism: Octodon degus (degu)
Lineage: Eukaryota; Metazoa; Chordata; Mammalia; Rodentia; Octodontidae
Gene: Armc9
Product: armadillo repeat containing 9
Exons: 24
Coding region: 1-2649 (882 amino acids)
Biological process (GO): cilium assembly
Cellular component (GO): ciliary tip; centriole; ciliary basal body
Source: RefSeq, a predicted model, not a curated record